AUGCGUCCCAUUGCCUCGCAGCUUUUAGGCAAGACUGGUGUUGGAGGCAGCCGUUUGAACCCUGCAACUGCAGCCUUGCUGCUCUUCCUGUAUCUUGGCUUCUCUCCCUCUGUGGCCACUUGCCCACCCUACUGCCUUUGUGCCAGUGAUAUAAUUUCCUGCAGUGGACGCAAUCUGUCUGCUCUGCCCUCUGAUCUCCCAAGCUAUGCCACACGGUUGGAUCUGAGCCACAAUACCAUCACUGUCCUGCCUGUGGACUGGAUUUCCCAACCGUUCGAACGCCUUGCUACACUGGUUCUCAGCCGAAACUCCAUUGGCCGACUUGAGGUGAACACCUUUGCUGUGACACCACAUCUUAUCCACCUGGACCUCUCUUCAAACCAACUAACAGUGCUGAACUCGUCCAUCUUCACUGGGUUGAAGAACCUAAAAGAGCUGCUGCUUUUUGGCAACCAGAUAAUCCAGAUUAACCCUGGCGCCUUCAGCGAUCUUUACAGCCUACAGAGGCUCUACCUCUCUGGAAACAGACUGACGGCGUUCCCCCUGGGGCUUUAUUGGGAACCUGGAGGGCCUCGUAAUCUGACCUUCCUUGAUCUUUCGUACAACAAGCUCUCCAAGGUGCCCAUCCAGAGCCUGCUGUCUCUCACCCGGCAAGGUGGAAUUUAUUUGCAGGAAAACCCUUUGGUCUGUGACUGUGCUUUACUCGCCUUGCUGGAAUACUGGAUGUGGAAACAGUAUCGCCCCCUGGUGGACUUUAGACAUGGAUACCCAUGUAGAGAUGAUUCAGGACUGGGGUCCGAAUGUAGCCAGGAGUUAGUUUCAGAUAUGCCCCUUGAGGUGCAGACUUUCCAAGUAGAGCCUGGUAAAUUGCUAAAAGUACCAUGUCCAGGGUUGGCCUCCUCAGCCCAAGAGAGGCAAGAGGUGUUCUGGCUUACCCCCAAGACUGUGGUGAAUUCAUCAACUUAUGAUCCGAGUGACCACUUAAUAGUUUUCCCCAAUGGCACCCUUGAAAUCCGAGGAGCCCUGAUAGAGGAUUCUGGUACGUACAGGUGUGUGGCAGCCCGCGGACGCCAGUAUGACCCCAGUGAGUCUCUGGAGGUCAAUGUGGUGGUCGGGAACUUGAGCACUGCAUCUGCCAGUGGCUUGGCACACAGUAGCAGUACAGAGCAUUUCAACACGGCGUUCACCACCCUGGCUUCCUGUGUGGUUAGCAUCAUACUGGUGCUGCUCUACCUCUACCUCACUCCCUGUCGAUGCCGGGACAACCGGGGAUCGAGAGGGUGUGGUGGACGAGCCAUCAUCCUCUGCUCAGACCCCAGAGAGGUAGAGUCGGGACAGCGACGGUCAAAUGGAAAGAGGGUGGCUUUCUUAGAGCCUCAAGCCGAGGACUCUGAUAUUGGUGGUCUAAAAACACCAGCAAUAAAUUUGGGUCAUGUUACCACUGAGGGAAUUCUUAAGAAUGGAAGUAGGACAGUGGGACAGACCUUCACAGAUGCUGCUCAUAUGGCAUAG
Plectropomus leopardus (leopard coralgrouper) is the source of this 1512-nucleotide messenger RNA. The record is from RefSeq and is a predicted model, not a curated record. NCBI's taxonomy places the organism in Eukaryota, Metazoa, Chordata, Actinopteri, Perciformes, Serranidae.